GAUAACUAGUGAUUCUCCCCCUGCUGUACUGGGCCCCAGAAACAGAUUCUUAACCCACUGGUAUGGCUCUUGAGUACUAAAGCCCCUUAAGUGAAGUUCGAGUGUCUGGCAGCCACUCGAGAGUCAAGUCGAAGAACAUAAACUCACCAAUUGGCAAUCGUUCACUAUGCGUCUCCAUUUUAUCGAUCGUGUUGUGUCACUGUCGCAGAUACUUUAACCUAAUCGCGAAGUAUCUGAAAGUACGGCGAACUUCUCGAGAUACAGAUACUGUGUCUGGUGUUUGUAAUUAGCGUGUAAAACACUGAAAUGUCUGAUAAACGCAAAGAAUGUCCUGAGAAGACCGACUGACUGGCUGGUCGUUCAAUAACCUAAUGGAAGCCAUAAACUCGAACAGCCAGCACAAUUAAUUACAUUUCACACGGCCUUAGAAGAAGCAUAAAUUCGAGUGAAACUUUAUUUACGCAAGCGAGUGGCGGGCAAAAAUAGCCAGACCGCCAAAACCUGGUCGGUCAAUCAGUCUUUGUGCAACGCUCGUGGCAGCAGGAGUCGUAAGCUUAUAGCUCCCAAAGGCCAAAAAAACACACAAAAACCGGAAAACACGUUCCCCCAAAAGGGGCAAGUCUUGGUGGCUUUGCUGACCAAUUACAGUAUUUGCGACACGAAACUGCCACUUCCCAAGGCGGCAGUCCCCAGCCGCCAAGCAACCAUCCAACCACCCACCUGUAAUCAGCCAGAAGCCAGAGCGAUGCUCACCUCAGCCGUCCGUCCGGUGGCUUGAUAACUCGGACACUCGCCAGAAAUCGGCGAGCAGCUGAGGCGGUCGGUUGCAUCGCGCAAAUCGCUCUUCAAAAAAAGAUAUAAUAAAGAAAUGAAUUCAUAAAUUAAUUAGCAAGACAAGAAAUGGACAAAAAACUACGAAUUUGUCAAGUGAUUUGUGUGGCAGACCAGUGACAAUAUUUAUUACAAUUAUGACUAUAAAAGUCUAGAAAAUUAAAUAAUAAUUAAAUAAAAGUGCUGCAGAAUAAAUCAACAAUUAAAUGGAACAAGAAAGUCAAGCUUCUAUAUCAUAGAGACAAAAUAACUAUGGAAUCUAAUCCACUAAUAAAUAAUUAAUCAAACAUGAAAAAAAAUACUGAGCAAAUAUUACAGGAAUUAAUUUGCCAAUUCACUAGGCAGCCAAGAGAAGAGAAAUAAAUUAAUUUGCACAAACUGGCACUUGAUUAAAAAUCCAACAACGUUGUAACCAGUGAGGUGCCAGUUUGGAGUGAAUGCUAAAAGUGAUUCUGUGUCGGAGAGCCAAGCACUUCCAUGCUUACAUGUUUUAUCAGCUUGACGCACGUACAAGAGAACUGAUAUCAUUCUAAACUAAAGAAUAAAUUAAAGUAGAAAUAAAAGAGAAAAAAACUUUAAGAAAAUGAAACUAUCCAAGAGCUUCGAUGAACUGAUUCUCAGUGCCUCGCGGCUGAGUCUCAACAACCUGCGAUCGCCGACGAAGAAAAAGUCAAAAAAUAACAUAAAUCGCUACGGAGACUCCAUGGGUUCACUGGGACAUCGCGCCUUGCUGCAGUACAUCGACAAUAAUGACAUAUCCGGUCUGCGAGCUAUCCUGGAUAGUCGGCACCUAACGAUCGACGACAGGGAUGAGAAUGCCACUACCGUGCUGAUGGUUGUGGCCGGACGCGGUCUGACCUCCUUUGUCCGGGAAUUCCUGGCCCGCGGUGCUGAUGUCCAGGCAGAGGAUCUGGACAACUGGACAGCUCUGCUGUGUGCCUCCCGAAAUGGCCACUUUGAUGUCGUCCAACUGCUUCUGGAUCAUGGCGCUGAAAUCGAGCACAGAGACAUGGGUGGCUGGACCAGUCUGAUGUGGGCUGCCUAUCGGGGGCAUACGGAGCUGGUGCGUCUACUGCUGGACAAAGGAGCCGAUGGCAAUGCCCACGGAAACUACCACCUGGGAGCCUUGCUGUGGGCCGCUGGGCGUGGCUACAAGGACAUCGUGGAGCUGUUGGUGCAGCGAGGCGCCAAAGUCAAUGUGGGAGACAAGUACGGAACCACCGCACUCGUCUGGGCAUGCCGGCGUGGAAAUGUCGAGAUUGUGGACACCCUGCUGAAGGCUGGAGCCAACGUGGAUACAGCAGGAAUGUAUUCGUGGACGCCCCUGCUGGUGGCAGCCUCCGGCGGACACACCGACUGUGUCAGUUCCAUUCUGGAGAAGAAGCCCAACGUGAAUGCCUUGGACAAGGAUGGCAUGACCGCUCUCUGCAUAGCCGCCCGUGAGGGAUACCAGGAUAUAGCCGCCUCCCUAAUAGCUGCCGGUGCUUACAUCAACAUCCAGGAUCGAGGAGCAGACACCCCACUGAUCCAUGCCGUGAAAGCAGGUCAUCGAACUGUGGUGGAAGCCCUCCUCAAGAAACACGCCGAUGUGGAUAUUCAGGGAAAGGAUCGUAAGACGGCCAUUUACACGGCUGUAGAGAAGGGUCACACCCCGAUCGUCAAGCUACUGCUGGCCACCAAUCCCGACCUGGAGUCCGCCACCAAAGACGGCGAUACUCCGCUCCUGAGGGCUGUCAGGAAUAGGAACCUGGAAAUCGUGCACAUGCUGCUGGACAGGAAGGCCAAGGUGACGGCCAGUGAUAAGAGGGGCGACACCUGCCUGCACAUUGCCAUGCGGGCGCGGAGCAAGGCGAUCGUGGAGGCUCUGCUCCGGAAUCCCAAGCACAGUCAGCUCCUCUACCGGGCCAACAAGGCCGGCGAGACGCCCUACAACCUCGACUCCCUGCACCAGAAGACCAUUUUGGGCCAAGUAUUUGGCGCCCGACGCCUGAAUACCAACGAGGACUCCGAGGGCAUGCUGGGCUACGAGCUGUACUCCUCCGCCCUGGCGGACGUGCUCAGCGAGCCCACCCUGACCACCCCGAUAACCGUGGGUCUGUACGCCAAAUGGGGCAGUGGGAAGAGCUUCCUGCUCAACAAGCUGCGCGACGAGAUGAACAACUUUGCCCGCCAGUGGGCGGAGCCACCCGUGAAGACCAGCGGCCUGCUCUUCCUCGUCUGCCUGCACGUGGCCCUCCUGAUUGGCACCAUUGUGGGUCUGAGCACCUGGUCGGCGGUGAUCGGAGUCUCGGCUGCCGUGGGUUUCAUGCUGCUUGCCUACCUCCUCCUGGCGGCCGUCAAGUACUGUAACUACCAGAUGGACUUGCAGUGGGCCUACUCCGUGCAGCAUGGUCUGGAGAAGAGGAUCACAAGGUUGCGACUGAUACUGCAGGUGGCUUUUUGUCAUCCACCAGGACCACAGUCAGACUCCCAGGCCAAGCCGGUUAGGUUUCACUUUGCGGAGGCGAACAGCGCCUCUCCCACCGGCGACGGAGCAGUGGCCCAUAUGCUGGCCUCCCUCCUGGAUGCCAUUGAGUCCCACUACGGAUGGCUGGCCACCAGACUGUAUCGAGCCUUCCGGCCCAAGUGCCUCAAGGUGGAUGUGGGCUGGCGAUGGCGUCGCAUGUGCUGUAUUCCCAUCGUGGUCGUCUUCGAACUGGCCCUGAUCACCCUGGUGACUGGGAUUUCCCUCAUCGUGGCCUACUUCACCUUCGCCAGCGAGUCGGAACGACCACAGAUCCUGGUCGCUCUGUAUGUAAUUGCCGCCGUGAUGGGAACCCUCAUCUGCACCCACCUCCAUGUGCUGGCCAAGGUGUGUGUCUCCCUCUUCACAUCCCACAUCCGGCAGCUGAAGCGGGCGGUUCGGUCCAGCGAAACUGCCCCCCUAACCAUGCUGGGCGCCGAGGUGGCCGUCAUGACGGACAUGGUCAAGUGCCUCGAUGCGUUCACCAACCAACAGAGUCGUUUGGUUGGCGUGAUCGAUGCCCUGGACUCCUGCGACACCGAGAGGAUACUCACCCUCCUGAAUGCCGUGCAGACACUGCUCUCCUCUCCCAACAGGCCAUUUGUACUCCUCAUUUCGGUGGAUCCCCAUGUCAUUGCCAAAGCGGCGGAGGCCAACAGCCGAAGGCUGUUCACAGAGGGCGGAAUCGGAGGACACGACUUCCUGAGGAACUUGGUCCAUCUGCCAGUCUACCUACAGAACUCUGGGCUGCGGAAGGUGCAGCGAGCUCAGAUGACGGCGCUCCUGUUCAAGCGGAGCACAGGCGGAGAGUAUCAAACGGAGGAUGGAGCCACCUUGGGUCACUCGGUGUCCGCUCGCCGUUUGUCCAAUGCCUCAGAGAUCAUUUCCAGCCAGGAGAAGCUGCGUGGCCAAGGACGAGGAGGCGGUGGUAAGAAACUGCGUCUCUCCGAGUCCGUGGCCAGCUCGACGGGCUCCAAUCUCCAUCGUCUUGGACAGAACCCGCAGACAGUGAUCGAUCUGUCGAGGAUUGUGCUGACGGAUGACUACUUCAGUGAUGUGAAUCCGAGGAGUAUGCGGCGCCUGAUGAACGUCAUCUACAUCACCGUGCGCCUGCUCAAGGCCUUCCAGAUUGAUUUCAGUUGGUACCGGCUCAGCUCCUGGAUCAAUCUCACGGAGCAGUGGCCCCUGAGGGCCAGUAUGAUAGUCCUGCACCACGACCAGUUUAUGGACGGCAAUGCGGACGAGUCGGUUUCCCUGCAAAGUGUUUACGAAAAACUGCGUCCAAAGCUGGCCUACUUGCGAGAAGCUGCUCCUCUUCUGGAACUGGAUCGGGAUGAGAGGAAACUCGACGCCUUCCUGCAGUUGCACAAAUCAGAUCUUCUUGUGGCGGAUCUCCGCAUAUUCUUGCCCUUCACUAUUAACCUGGAUCCCUACCUGAGGAAGGUUUUGAAGGAGGACCAGCAAACCAUCGAGGAUGAGGGCUCGCUUGUCCUGCAAACGAGACCCAGUGUUUCCAACGUCAUGCGUCAAUUCCCAGCACCCACCACCUAUGUGCCUUCACCUCAGACCUAUCCACCUUACCAAAUGUUCCAGAACGAAUAUCCGCCGGCCAAUGAGCUGCGCUCCAGGAAUCUUAGCACCAGCACCGAACCCGUCACGCCACUCAUAAACUCGCCCAGCGAUUCCUUUGGUGAGGACAUCCUGCAAACCAAGCUUACCGACCUGACGGUGGACGGAGUCAUCAGUUUGCUGGAGAGAAUUGAUGACAUGAAGCCGGCAAUGGCCAAGCUGGCGCCCGUGCUCCGCGAGAAUGCCAUUAAUGGACGUGUGCUGAAGCACUGUGAUAUGCCGGACCUCAAAUCGGUUCUGGGCCUAAGCUUUGGCCACUGGGAGCUGUUCCGGCUGCUGAUCACCACGCUGCGGGAGUGCGAACGCCUGCCACGGAAGCCCCAGCGCCAGCAGUCGCAGCAGCCCGCCGCCUUGGAGCCCCCCUCGAAUGUCCCGAUGAUCAAGGACGUAACCGAUGCCCUGAUGCAGCCACCCCGAGAGUCUCUGUCGCGCAAGAACUCUGUCAGUCAUAUGGAAAAACAGUCAAAAGUUCAUGACUACGAGUACCUGCAGGUCACGCUGGAGGAGCAAAUGAUCUGCGGCGCCCUGCAGACCCUCAACGAGGAGGCCUUCGAGGAUGUGGCCAUUAGCGAGAGGCCGAGUCCCACAGGUGAGAUGAUGGCGGCUGUCGCCCAACUGCAAUUAGCACCCAUCCGCGAAUCCUCAGAAUUCGGAUCGCCAUCCGACGAGCAGAUGCACCUCAACAACAAUAAGUACUUGCAUGCCGGGUACAAUCGCAGCGCCAGCUCCCACUCGCUGCAGAGUCUGAGCACUCUGGUGGGGGCACCAAGUGCUCAUAGUAUCCACACAAGUCAUCUGGGCAAUGAACUCGACACACCGAGUGCCGGAGCGGCAAUGACGACGCCAUUGCUUAGUUCCUCCAGUUCCAGCACCGUUCAGCCAUCGACUUCGGGUCGGGAGCAGGGCAUCCUCAAGCAGCAGGGCAGCGUCAAGGCCGACAAGAGAGUAUCGAUCCAACAAACGGCGAGCAGCAAUAACAAUAAUAACCACGCCAAGCUGGCACCGAACGUGGAGUACGUUUCCGAGCGCCAGGCGGAUGUCCAGGGAAGCAGCAAGCGCUUGACAACCAAGCCGCCACCAGGACCACGUCCCGCUUCGCUGAUCAUCACCAGAAACGAUUCCAAUUCGCAGAUCCAGUUGCUGCGCUCCUCAUCCGUAGACUACGACGAUGUGGAGGCCCAGGAGCACCGGACAACGAUACGGACUACACUGCUGGAGCAGCAGGAGGAGGAGGAGUCGGCUCCCUUUGUGUUUACAGUGCGCAAAUGAUACAAUCUGCUUUAAGCUUAGUUACAAGUUAGACUUAAUUAGCCAAUAACUAGAGGACUCUGUCGGAGUAUAACAUAUAAUGCUGUUCUCUAGCAAAAGACAAUUUGUUUGCAGCCCUGAAGUACGUUCACUACUUGUUACUUGUACUAUUAUAUAUAUGAGCAUGUGUAUUUAUUAAUUUUAUAAAAGUUAAGAGUACUCUUUGCCUGAGAUUUACAAUUCUAUAUGUAUAUGCGAUGAUAGCGAUGAGUCGGUGCGGCCUUUAAAGCCUCUGAGAGAUUUUAACACACAUAUAUAUUAUAUAUAUUCGAGGAAGACAACGUUUACAUACUAUAUAUAAUGUCCUAGCGCAAUCGAAACUUUGGCAUGUUUUCAUGUUGCCUUUGGAAUAAUGAUUUACAAAUAAAUUCGAUGUGUAUUAUUGCGAA
Drosophila ananassae is the source of this 6660-nucleotide messenger RNA. RefSeq names its product kinase D-interacting substrate of 220 kDa B (gene Arms). Gene Ontology annotation, molecular function: protein binding. The record is from RefSeq and is a predicted model, not a curated record. Bases 1415 to 6232 code for a protein of 1605 amino acids. The transcript has 12 exons. Lineage: Eukaryota; Metazoa; Arthropoda; Insecta; Diptera; Drosophilidae.